Lampris incognitus (smalleye Pacific opah) is the source of this 8342-nucleotide messenger RNA. RefSeq names its product ATR serine/threonine kinase (gene atr). The transcript is spliced from 48 exons. Gene Ontology annotation, biological process: protein phosphorylation; telomere maintenance; DNA damage checkpoint signaling. The coding region runs from base 72 to 7925 and encodes 2617 amino acids. The record is from RefSeq and is a predicted model, not a curated record. NCBI's taxonomy places the organism in Eukaryota, Metazoa, Chordata, Actinopteri, Lampriformes, Lampridae. Gene Ontology annotation, molecular function: protein serine/threonine kinase activity; protein binding. Gene Ontology annotation, cellular component: nucleus.
AUAUUGCCAAGAGAUACAUGCGUUCAUGACUUUAGGGUGUAAAUAGUGACACACGCGCUCCAUCCCUGAAAAUGGAGGGCCUGGAAAUGUCUGCGAUGAUACCCGCUCUUCAGGAGCUAGCAAGAGCCAGUGCAGCUGAUUACAACCAAGUGGUGCAGAAGCCCCGACAAAUUCUCUGUCAGUUCAUUGACAGAAUACUCACAGAUGUGGAUGUUGUGGCUGUGGGACUUAGUAAGAAGUCCAUCUCAGAGCCUGCUUGUGUGAUGCUGCUGGACUUUGUGCAACACAUCAUAAAAUCUUCCUCUCUGAUGUUCGCCAACCCUGCCUGCCAGCCUGCAGAGUACACAGACACUAUGGAGAGCUGUAUUGAGUUCAGCAGGUGGGUGGUUGGACGGUUGCUACGAGUGGCAGCAGCACCUGGCUGUGAUGUCAUCCAUGGAUAUGUCUCUGCAGUGCUGUGCUCCUUACUACAUACACUCCGAAUCAGAGCGCCAGUCAUCUUCAGCUGCCUCACCGAGGAACUACUUUUGUUGGCCCAGGACCUCAGUUACACUCUGUAUACCCAUGUCACUUCACUGGGAGCACUUGGACAUGCUUUGGGUGCUGACACACAGAUUAAGUGGCCUGUUCCACUUCAACACUUCUCUCUAUCCUCUUCCUGCAUCUCAACCUACCUCACACCCUCACCCCUCUCACUAUCUUCACCCGCUGCCUUGGAAUCACUUGUUGCUGUGACGCUUGGUGUCAUGUCCAACGUCCUGAGGGGGGUGGUCUCCAGACGCGAUUUGGGAGCGGCCUGCGAAACGGCCUGCUCUUUCUUGGCCUAUGGCAACAUCAAACUGAGGAAGAUCUCAAUGGUGAUGCUGAGGCAAAUGGUGGAGUUGGGAAGGUUCCCCGAGAGGCAGAGCCAGGAGUUCUUCACAGCCUUCCUUCAGUUGCUUGAAACACACUCUUACAUAUACAACACAGACACAUCUGGACACUUAUGCAUAGAUAAGCAAAAUCUCUAUGAGGGAGAAUUGCUUAAGCUGACUCACUGUGUUUUUCAGUCUUCUGGUGUGACAGGCACACACACAGUGGUUUUUGAGCCCAUCCACCUGUCACAGCUCUUAGAAUGUGUUUGCACCCUGGGAGGAGCAGGCCUGGUGCUUGGGUCAGAGGUCAGCCAAUCACUCUGCCUGCUCUUCAGCUUCCUACUCUCUGUAACCCCGGACCAUGAGAGCGCCGCGCUGCUAAGGAGGCAAAGAGUCUCAGAGAUGUGCAAGACCCUGACACAAACUGUUGGAAAAGAGAAUCAAGCUGAGUGUGCGGAAGGUUUUCUCCUCGCUUCACUAAAGGGAGAGGUUGCUGUAGUGAUGCGGGAGUUUGAAGGAGGAGAGACAGUUGCUCAGAGACCUUGCUUACCUGUCACCAGCUCAGUCAACAAGAAACCAAAAUCUCAUCCAAUCGAGGUGGACAUGUGUGCUCAGAGUGAGGUGUGGGCCACGAUGACAGGCCGGCUGAAUGAACUGUUGACCUCUCUGAACUCCAACUCCAAUGACGCUGAGACCACCAAGACUCCUUUUGCCCUGGAGGGCCUUUCCCUCAUCCUACAUCUGGCUGCUCGUUGCUCAUCUCCCACAAGUCAAAUUCCUCUCCUGUGGGUGUCUCUUGAGACUCUGGCCAGGGUCUUGAAGAGCUGUCAGUCAGUAUUGGAAGGUGGAGUUCAACCUGAUUCUGCCCACUCCCACAUUAAGUCUGCCUUUCAGAGCACUGUCAGGGUGUUUGACUCUCUCCUCUACUUGACCAUGAGCAGCCAGGGUGCAGAGAAGCUCCAGCACCAUGUAUGUGCCCUGCUGUCUCUUCCCUGGGUUUGUGAGAACAAGUCUGCCGCAGCCUAUAAGAGCUCAAGUUUUCCUUCCAGUUUGCCUGCCCUUGCUGAGAGACUGAGCUCACACUGUUCUCCUGAGAUCCAGGCGGAGUGUGUGUCACUGCUGGCACUACUGCAUCGUAGUGUGUGUGAGAAGUGGCGUAUUUGUGUGUUUUCCAAGGCACUGCAGUGUGAAGAUGAGGUGGUCCGAGCUGCAGCGGUCAGGGCCUUCCCUUUGCUGCUGCACCACCUGGGAAGUGCACAACACAGUCUUAUCAAUACCACUCUACUGGCUAGGCUGGAAGACAGUUCAGAGCAGGUGAAAAAAGAACUUGCAAGUGCAGUUGGUCAACUGACUUGCAUCAUGUCAGAGUGCUCCCAGCUUAGUAUCACUGACAUGAAGCCCACACAAUCCCCCAAGAUGCUCUGUUUCUGCUUCAGCCUUGCUGCUGAGCAUGCCAACAAACCAGCAACGUUUCUCGGAACAACUGUCAUCAUGCCCUUCCUGCCACUGCUCAGGCAACAGGCUCCCAGCAGUGUUAAACAAGCUUUCAUGGAAGCCCUGCCUCACCUCUGCCAACAUGUGAACCUUAUGGAUGGGGGCAGCAGCUCCCAUGCAGUUCUGUCUGCUCUGAUUGGUUUAAUAGAGGACCCCGAUCCACUGGUCAGAACAGGGUUCAGCAAAUCAGUGCGCUUCCUGUUAGCAGAGCUCAUACCAAACCCUGACCAGGGCUUUCUCAGUGAGCUUCUGGUGACACGUCUGAAGGCGGCAUUUACCAAUGCCAAGGUCAACGGAGAUGAUGAGCUUCGCAACACUCUGAUAGUCACCACUGGAGAGAUUGGCAGAGCGGCCCAGGGGAGUUUGGUUUCAUUCUCCUUGCUGAGGCUGCUCCACUGUCUUCUAUCCAAGUCCUCUUCAGUGUCUGUCGCUGCCUACACCCAGAUCAGAGCCUUGGCCACAGCCAAAGGCCUCAAGCUGCAGACCCUCUUCAGUCAGUACAAGAACCCCAUCUGCCAGUUCCUGGUGGAGUCACUUCACUCGCGUCAUGUGUCUGCCCUGCGGAGCACGCCAGACCAGAACAGCGAGUCGGCCCAUCAGAGAGAGCAGGCCCUGGACAUCCUUGCACAGACUGCACAUGCCUUUGACUUCUCAGACCUCCACCGCUUCCUCAAUCUCACCCUUCAGGUACUCCUGCCAUACCUGGCAGCCAAGGCCAGCCCCACUGGCUCUGCCCUCAUUCGCACCCUGGCCACUGAGCUGAAAGCUAACAGGAGAGAGAUUCUAAUUAACAACUUUAAGUACAUCUUCAGCCACCUGGUCUGCUCCUGCACUAAAGAGGAGCUGGAGAGGGCCUUUCAUUACUUGCAGAGUGAGACAGAGAUUGAGCUGGGCUCUCUGUUGAGGCAAGACUUCCAGGGUCUUCACAACGAGCUGCUGUUACGCCUGGGAGAACACUACCAGCAGGUGUUUAAUGGCCUGGCAAUCCUGGCCUCUUUUGCAUCAAACGACGACCCUUACCGGGGUCCCCGGGACAUUACCACACCAGAGUUAAUGGCAGAUUAUCUGCAGCCCAAGCUUCUGGGAAUCCUGGCAUUCUUCAAUAUGCAGCUGCUCAGCUCCAGUGCAGGGGAGAAGGACCGCAAGAAGCAGGGACUAACCAGUGCCAUGGCUCUGAUGCGACUGAUGGGCUCCAAACAUAUCAGCUCUGUCAGGGUGAAGAUGAUGACCACGCUCCGUACAGGCCUCCGAUACCGAGAAGACUUCCCUCUGCUUUGCUGCCAGACAUGGGAGUGUUUUGUCAGGAGCGUGGAGCCCUCCCACCUUGGUCCUUUACUAAGUCAUGUGAUUGUAGCGCUCCUCCCGCUCAUCCAGCUGCACCCAAAAGAAACAGCCGCCAUCAUCCGCUUCCUCAUUUUGGAUAACAGGGAAGAGGUCCAGGAUCAUCUUCAUGAGAUUUACUUUCUACCAGACCACCCAGAGUUGAAGGAUAUCCACACAGUUCUACAGAACAACAAGCUGACAUCUAGUAGCAGUGACCUGGCUGCUGCACUACAGCUCUCAAUGAGAGCUGUCCAACACGAGAACGUUGACGUCAGGAUCCACGCCCUUACCAGCCUCAGAGACAUGAUGCACAGCAACCAGGAGUGGCUGCUACGGCAGGUGUGUGCCAGUGAGUCUGUGGAGCCGGUCAUCUCCAGCCUGGUGGCUGUUCUGCUCAGGGGCUGCCAGGACUCAUCCCCAGAGGCCAGGCUACUCUGUGGGGAGUGUCUGGGCGAACUGGGAGCUGUGGACCCCGGACGUCUGGACCUGACGCGCACGCAUACCCACGGCAACAGCAACACCUUUGUGAGGGGGGUUGAUGAUCCCAACUUUGCCUACGAGCUUCUGACAGAGCUGACCAGAACAUUCCUGGCCUAUGCUGACGAUGUGAGAGCACAAGAUUCCGCUGCUUAUGCCAUGCAGGAGCUGCUGUCCAUCUUUGAGUGUUGUGAGGGUCGUACUGACUCACCAGGCCGUCGGCUUUGGAGGAGAUUCCCAGAGCAGAUCCAAGAGAUACUGGAGCCUCACCUCAACAGCAGGUACAAGAGUAGUCAGAAGGUGGUGAACUGGUCUAAGCUGAAGAAGCCGGUGUACCUGAGCAACAGGGGCAGCAAGUUCUCUGAUUGGUCAGCUACCUGGGCCAGUUACCUCAUAAGCAAGGUGAGACAUGAUCUUGCCAGCAAGGUGUUCACCUGUUGUAGCUUCAUCAUCAAACAUGACUACAAGGUCACCAUCCACCUGCUGCCUCACAUACUGCUCUACAUGUUGCUGGGCUGCACUCCCACAGAGCAACAGGAGGUCACGGAAGAGAUGCUCUCCGUGCUGACAGAAGGGGAUGCACAGGGAGGGGUGCGUGUCCAGGAGACAGCCUCCAGCCUAUCACAGCUCAGCACCCAGACAGUGUUCAGCAUGCUGGCUCACCUAACGCAGUGGAGCCGCCACUUCCUCUCCUCCAAAGCUAUACAAGCCGAAAGUGGGGAGUAUCAGCGCGUGGUGGCUUUCCUGAAGUCCAUGCCUCAGGAUGUGCUAGCCAGGGCCUCUCUACGCUCUAAAGCAUACACUCGUGCUCUCAUGCACUUUGAAGCUUUCAUCCUGGAGAACAAGGAGAACAUCCAGGACCAUCUCACCUUCCUACAGACGCUGUAUGCGGCUAUGCAUGAGCCUGAUGGAGUGAGGGGCGUCAACGCCCUGCGGCGGGAGGAGCCGUCGCUGCGGGAGCAGAUUCUAGAACACGAGAGCAUCGGCCUGCUCCGAGAUGCCACCGCCUGCUACGAUCGUGCGAUACAGCUGGAAUCAGACCAGAUUGGUCACCGCCAUGGAGAGAUGACUUCCAUGCUGGGCCUGGGACAGUUGUCCACAGUUAUCACUCAAGUCAAUGGAGUGCUCGCCGACAAGCCCCAGUGGAAGUCAGAGCUGAACGCUUACAGGGUGGAAGCAGCCUGGAAACUUGGUAAAUGGGACCUGCUGGAAGAUUAUCUGACUUCAGACGUUCAGUCCAGCACAUGGAGGAUGCGUUUGGGUCAGAUGCUGCUAGCUGCUAAGAAGCAGAACUCAGAGAAGUUCUUUGAUAAGCUGAAACUGGUGAGGAAGGAGCAGGUGGUCCCUUUGUCGGCUGCCAGCUAUGAGUGUGGAACCUACCAGAGAGGAUACGAGUACAUCGUCAGACUGCACAUGCUGAGUGAGUUGGAGCAUGCCUUUACUGAACUACAGAAACAGAGCAAAGGGUCUGACCCUAACCUCAGCAAGCUGAUUCUCCAUUGGUCAGACCGCCUAGAGAUGACCCAGAAUUCCUUCAGGGCCAAGGAACCAAUCUUAGCCCUACGACGCGCCUUGCUCAGUCUGGGAUCAGGGCCAGUGUGUCAGGAGCUAGUAGGGGAGUGCUGGCUGCAGAGCGCCCGUGUCGCCAGGAAAGCAGGACACCACCAGACGGCAUUCAAUGCUCUGCUAAACACUGAGAACACACACCCGGCUGAGCUGUUCACUGAGAAGGCCAAGUGGCUCGGAUGCAAGGGAGAUGUACACCAGGCCCUGAUUGUCCUCCAGAAGGGCGUGGCCCAGUUUUUUUCUGAUGACCAGCCCCUGACAGACCCUCGCAGCCUGCAGACGAAGGGAAAGGCCAUGCUGCUGAUGGGCCGCUUUAUGGAGGAGACGGCCAACUUUGAGUCCAAUGCCAUCAUGAAAGCAUAUAAGGAUGUGACCAACCUAUUGCCGGAGUGGGAAGAUGGAAACUUCUACUUGGCUAAGUACUAUGACAAACUCAUGCCCAUGGUAACUGACAACAAGCUUGAGAAGCAGGGGAACCUCAUUCGAUAUAUCGUCACAUAUUUUGGAAAAGCUCUGCAGUUUGGAAACCAGUACAUCUACCAGGCCAUGCCUCGCAUGCUGUCUCUUUGGCUCGACUUUGGAGCCAAAGUUUAUGAGUGUGAGAAAGCGGGGCGGUCUGACCGGCAGAUGCGCAUGGAACUGAAUAAAAUUAAUGCGGCGAUUAAAGAGAACUGUGCCUGCCUGGCGCCCUACCAGUUCCUCACUGCCUUCUCCCAGCUCAUCUCCAGGGUGUGCCACUCUAGCAAUGACGUCUUUGACGUCCUAAUGACCAUUGUGGCGAAGGUCCUGCUGGCGUACCCUCAACAGGCUAUGUGGCUCAUGACCGCUGUCUCUAAGUCAUCUUACACCAUGCGCAAGAACCGCUGCAAUGAGAUCCUGAAGAAGGCUGUCAGUCUCAAAGAGUCUCUCGGGAAGUUCAUAGGAGACAUUAAUAGGCUGACGGACAAGCUGCUGGAACUCUGCAACAAGCAGGUGGAUGGUAACACCACCACCUACAGUAUGAAUGUCCACUUCAAGCAGCUGAAGCGUCUGGUAGAGGAGUCCACCUUCAGCCAGAUCCUGAUUCCACUUCAGUCUGUCCUAAUUCCCACACUGCCCUCUACUGGCGGGGCCAGCACACAGCACGACGCCUUCCCCGGACACUGGGUCUACCUGGCUGGCUUCGAAGACUGUGUGGAAAUCUUGAACUCCUUACAGAAGCCGAAGAAGAUCAGCCUGAAGGGCUGUGACGGUCAGAGCUACACCAUGAUGUGUAAACCCAAAGAUGACCUGAGGAAGGACUGCCGACUCAUGGAAUUUAACUGCCUUAUCAACAAGUGCCUACGUAAAGAUGCAGAGUCAAGGCGGAGGGAGCUACACAUCCGCACCUACGCUGUGAUUCCCCUCAAUGAAGAGUGUGGCAUCAUUGAAUGGGUCAACAACACAGCUGGACUGCGACACAUCCUCAACAAGCUCUACAAGGAGAAAGGUGUCAACCUAUCAGGUAAGGAGCUGCGAAAGCUGAUGCUUCCUAAAUCAGCCCUCUUUGAGGAAAAGCUCCGGCUCCAUAGAGACGUGCUGUGUGCACGACACCCCCCCAUCUUCUACGAGUGGUUUCUCCGGACAUUCCCUGAUCCCACAUCAUGGUAUAGCAGUCGCUCUGCCUACUGCCGCUCCACUGCUGUAAUGUCCAUGGUUGGCUACAUCCUUGGUCUGGGAGAUCGCCACGGAGAGAACAUCCUUUUUGACUCUCUCACUGGGGAGUGCAUUCACGUUGACUUUAACUGCCUCUUCAACAAGGGGGAGACGUUCGACGUGCCAGAGGUUGUUCCGUUCCGUCUGACCCAAAACAUGGUCCAUGCCAUGGGCCCCAUGGGCACUGAGGGCCUUUUCAGGCAGGCCUGUGAAGUCACACUGAGACUGAUGAGGGACCAGAGGGAGCCACUCAUGAGUGUUCUAAAGACAUUUCUUCAUGACCCUUUGGUCGAGUGGAGCAAGCAAGGCAAAGGACUCUCUAAACCCCAGGCGAAUGAGACAGGAGAGAUAGUCAAUGAGAAGGCCAAGACCCACGUGUGUGACAUCGAGCAGCGUCUGCAGGGCGUGAUCAAGAGCCGGAAUAAAGUGCUGGGCCUGCCUCUCUCUAUUGAGGGACACGUGCACUACCUCAUACAGGAAGGCACCGAUGACAAGCUGCUGUGUCAGAUGUACCUGGGCUGGGGACCUUACCUGUAACUCACCUGCACACCAGAGCUGAUUGACGGUCAAUCACCAUCAUCAAAUGUUAGUUUUUUUUAGUUUUUUUUUUAAAUUUAAACAGACAUGGGCUGCCACAUAAGGCCAACAUGGGGAGUGUCAGAAAGAUUAAAGAAUCCACAAUCACUGGAAUGUAUCAAGAGUCAAUUUAAUACACUGCCCUGUGAUUAACUCCUUACAUGGCACCUUCCCGAUUCAGUAACCCCUGCUUCAAGAAGAUUUAAAACAAACACAAUUUCCAUAUUGGACCCAGCUCUGGCAUGCAUAAUGCUGCGUUUCUUGGUCUGUGACAAUGGGUGCAUUGUCGAUUGUGUAAAUGGUGGCAGUGAAGUAUUCACUGUCACCGCUGAUUUAUAUUUUCAUGUUUUGUGAAAAUGAAGAAUCUUUGUGGUAUUU